AUGCCCGCCCGUCCGUACCGGUCAAAACGGCAUCCGCCAUGCGACCAGUGUCGGCGCAAGAAGCUACGCUGUGAACCUCAGGGAACAAAGUCUUGCCAACGAUGCGAAGCGACCGGCUCACCAUGCAGCUUCAAUAUCUCGUCGCGUCGGUUCACGUUGCCGGAAUUGAGACCUUCGCCGGUUGCGCGGGAGACCGCUGUCUUUUCCGGGUCAAAUAGUAUACCAGAAGAGGCAGACCGUCAAAAUCCGCCUAUACCGGCAGAGCCCGCCUUCGGUAAUAACCUUGAUCCGGCUCUUGAUUCGCAUCUAACUGAUACGCCUGUUGAUGAAUUCUUGUUGCCACUUCAGCCCGCAUAUCAUUUCCCGGAGAGGCCGACGCCGCAGGCCAUUCAGACGUUGGAUCAACUGAAAGGGGUUUCGUCGCAAGUUAUUGGCGCAUCGGGCGAGUCGGAUCCUUGGCUCUUACGACAUUGCAUGUUCGACGACCAUGGCUUCUUGCUCUUUCAUCAGGUUCACUUUCGCAAUGCCGGUGGUGUGCCACUUGAUGAGAAGAUUCCGGUGCAUUUCCUGGUGACGACGGAUGAACUAUAUGAUCGAGCAAAAGAGGAGACUCGAUUUCCUCCGAGGGAUAAAGCUCGGAAUGAGUUAAACGCCCUUGUUCCGUUAGAAUCCGGGCAAAGACUGGUCUCGCUAUUCAUAAAAUUUGCCUUUCCCAAUCUUCCAAUCAUCUCGCGGUCUCAAUAUGGACUCUCUUCAUCAAAAACUGUGCCGGAGCAACAGGUACUGCAAAAUAUACCCGUCCAUCUUCUUGCAGCCAUCUACGCCUCCGCCCAACCAUUCGCCAAGUUCGACGAGUAUCUCUGCGUCAUGAACGCCUACUCCUCCCCAUCAACAGAUCAACUAUGGCGAAUAACCUUCGAGCUCUUAUUCGAAGAACUACAUACCCCCCACCUCGCCACUCUACAAGCAGGCCUUCUAUACCUCCACAAACCAAGCGAAGGCAAAGAGAGCGCGGUAGCAGACAGCUCCUUCGUCUGGUCCUUCGUCGGUCUCCUAGUCGGACUCGCAACUUCACUAGGCCUCACACUCGAAUGUCAAGAAAAAUGGCGCAGUUUGAUGAUGGGUCGACCCCCUGAUAUUCGACAGGACGAAUGGGACAUGACGGAUCUGGACGACGAUGAUUUUAGGAUCGACCAGAUGCAGAUUGACUUUUUGCUUUCGCCGAGUGAUCAGUCCUUGCGGGAUGGGGUUUUGGCGAAGCAAUUCCAGCAUUUUGCGCGGUUGUCGAGGAUUGCGGAUGAGGUACAGGUUCGCUUGUUUUCGCUUCGCGCGUCCCAGCGCCUAUCCUCCAAUUUCGACGAGUCCCUCGAUACAGCCCGCGGUCUUUUACAGAAACUAAAAGAGUGUCACAUUGUCUUCAUUUUUCGGUCUCUGCUUCGCCCGAUGGUCCGGUCGGCCGCUCCGCCGCGGUUAUUCGAAGAGACCGAGGACCCAACCAGCUUCACGAAUAUGGCUGAUGAGUAUAUCACUCAGAUCAUUGAGGCGAGCGAUAUUGAGCCGGUGCCUGCGAUUGAUAUGUCCGAUGAGCAUGGAGCUGGCAAUGCGGUGCUCAAGACCGCGGAAAAAUGCGCGGCGACGAUGCUACGGUCGGUGAUGAGGAUGGCAUGUGGUGAUUUGGCGGGUUUUUGGUAUUCAUGGUCGCGGGUCGGCUUUGCGACGGUUUCCAGCUUCAUGAUGCUGCUUAUCGUACAAGCCCCGUCAAAGGAACAUGCCGUCCGGGCUCGGCGACUCGUUUAUAUGUGGCGACAAGCCCUGAGAGGCCAAAGCCAAGGCUGCGAAGUAUUGAACCUGGCGCUUGUUCGCCUGGAUGGCCCGCGUUGGACGGGUUUGGCGCGGAACUUUUUCCUUCCCAAACAUGUCAAGGAGGGGCUGGAAUGCACCAUUGACCAAUGA
Messenger RNA from Penicillium argentinense, 1953 nucleotides. RefSeq names its product Zn(II)2Cys6 transcription factor. Bases 1 to 1953 code for a protein of 650 amino acids. The transcript has 6 exons. Gene Ontology annotation, cellular component: nucleus. The record is from RefSeq and is a predicted model, not a curated record. Lineage: Eukaryota; Fungi; Ascomycota; Eurotiomycetes; Eurotiales; Aspergillaceae. Gene Ontology annotation, molecular function: zinc ion binding; DNA-binding transcription factor activity, RNA polymerase II-specific.